AUGGCCAUAGUUCCUACAGUACCCGAUGUCAGGCUCUCGUUUGGCCCAAUGCUCAUUGGGGUCUUUCUGAACAUGAUUCUGUAUGGGAUAUUGAUUGUCCAGGUUGUCUACGUGUUCUUCAUGGAGACUCUUAACACCGGAUGCAACAUGGCCAUGAUGUACCAACCUCUGAUCCAGAAUUUCGGAAGGCCAGUCGCAACAACAUUAUUCCCAACACUAUUUGCCGCAGGUAAAGCCUCCCUCCGUGCUGAAAGAAAAAGUUUUAACCUCGCUUUGGCGGAUGAAGAACCGAUCACGAUUGUUGCGAUCUCGACUCCGAUACAACUCUUCUUUGCUUACCGCAUCUGGCUAUUAUCGAAGAACAACUGGCUUCCGGGUGUUAUUGCCUUCUUCGCCGUUGUGUCUCUCGGGGGUGGAACAUGGACCACUGUCCUCAUCGUGAAGGUCAAAGUAUUCGCCCGCAAACCCGAACUCCAUUGGCCUGCACUGCUCUGGUUCUUGUCAGCUGUCGUCUCAGACGUUAUGAUAACGGUGGUGCUUGUCAUAACACUCAAUAAAAGAAAAACUGGCUUCACCGCUACUGACGACGUCAUUUCAAAAAUCAUUCGAACGACUGUUCAGACAGGCAUGUUGACCGCCCUGGUUGCAAUUGGCGACGUCAUCUUUUUCAUGACUCUUCCUGUACGCUCCGCCAAUUUCACCGUGAUUCAAAAACUCAAAUAUAUCUUGUCGCGAUAUAGCACACUGCCUUGUACGCGACUGAUACCAGUGAUAUCCCAGAACUUCUACUGUACUGAUUCUUUACCAAGGAACUUCAUUUGGGAUUUGGCAUUGACAAAACUCUACGCUAACUGUCUAUUAUCCACUCUCAACGCCCGUGCCAAACUCAACGAAACCUCGGGGAAGUAUUCUAACCAGAAUAAUGUGCAGUUAUCCUCUGGUGACCGUAGAUUUGUAAGCGUGAACUCUUAUGACCAUGUCUUUUUCGAACGCUCAUUGAAAGCCAGAGGGAUUUUUAUUCCCCGACGGUAA
Molecule: messenger RNA, 1032 nt
Organism: Laccaria bicolor S238N-H82
Lineage: Eukaryota; Fungi; Basidiomycota; Agaricomycetes; Agaricales; Hydnangiaceae
Exons: 11
Coding region: 1-1032 (343 amino acids)
Source: RefSeq, a predicted model, not a curated record